UUAGUGUUUCUGAACGGUCGUGCAUGUGUGACUAUGUUAAAAUACUUGAUUCUGUUGCUGUGUGCGUGUGUGCGUGCACAGUAUUAUUACAGGAGGGGCCAGGUGUGUGACGUAGACAACAGUAUCGGCACAUGUAAGAGUGUGAACCAGUGUCCCUACGCCCAACAACUUAUUUACCAAAAUGAAAUAAAUGCACCGUCGUGCUUCUAUGAACAGAACGUGUUAAUAGCAUGCUGCCCUAAUAACUUUGUCAUGCACAGAACGGGCACUUUUCGGGACCUCUUUUUAAGUUCCGUGGAAGGUAUCAAGCGCUCUAACGACAUGAUAUGUCGAUACGACGGUAGAGAGCCCAUAGUGUGCUGCCGAAACAGUCCUUCCCCACCGGUACGGGACGAGCCGAGGGGCUGCCCCCCCUUGCCGCGUGUGUACUUGCGGGGGAAACAGGAUAGUCAUGUUGCUUGGAGAAAGUGUCUGGAGAACCAGCGCUACACGGACAAGUGUGUGUCGGCCAAGGACGACCCAGACGAGUACGAGCGCGUCAGUACGUGCCCAGACGCAGGAGAUGGGUAUCGUAUCAUUGCUGGUACGGAUGCUGUGGCAAGAGAGUUUCCACAUAUGGCAUCGCUAGGCUGUCACUCAAUGACUGAAAACGACACGAAGGACAUCAUUUGGAUCGGCGCGGGGUCUCUCAUCAGUGACAAGUUCAUUUUGACGGCUGCUCACGUGCUACAAGAACCAACUCAUAAACUCAUAAAAUACGCACUACUUGGGACAACUAAAAAGACAGACGUUCGGGAUGGUAUUCUGUACAACAUAAUUAAGUGGUAUCCCCAUAAUCUGUACUCUCUCGCCAAUCAGACCAAUGACAUCGGGCUUGUCGAGUUGGAUAGAAGGGUAGUUUUCUCCGAGUUCAUUCGUCCAGCCUGUCUGCCGCUGCCAGACAUUGAGCUAGACACUCAACGCAUUGUAGCCGGGUGGGGCCAGACCGCGCAGGCGGGAAACACCUCGGACACACUCUUGAAGACACAGAUAGAAAUAGUGCCGAACAUUAUGUGCAUAAACCAGAUCAAAAAGAAGCACUUCAAAUGGAACGAAGCGACUAUGAUGUGCGGGAAGGGCAUCAUGGUUAACACUCCACAAGUUAUGUACACGGAUACUUGCAAGGGCGACAGCGGUGGUCCAGUAAUGGCAAAAGCCAAGAAACUCAACUGUACAUACAUCGUUGUAGCCGUGGUGUCCUUUGGCCCCACUUGUGGGAAGGGAGUCCCAGCGACGUAUACCAAAGUAGCGCCGUAUAUAGAUUGGAUCGUGGACACCGUGUGGCCUGAUGAUGUGCAUAAGCGAUGGCAUUAGAAUGGAAGAGCCAUGUAGAAAUUUAAUUUUAAACGAUUGUGAUUGAGUGAUUUAUCCAUUUCAUAAUAAACUAGCUGCGCUCCGCGGUUCCACACACAUUGCUCCGCUCCUGUUGGUCUUAGUGCGAUGAUAUUAUAUUGCCUUCCUCGG
This is a messenger RNA of Colias croceus (clouded yellow), 1503 nucleotides long. RefSeq names its product venom serine protease Bi-VSP-like. Bases 34 to 1353 code for a protein of 439 amino acids. Gene Ontology annotation, molecular function: serine-type endopeptidase activity. The transcript is spliced from 10 exons. The record is from RefSeq and is a predicted model, not a curated record. Gene Ontology annotation, biological process: proteolysis. Lineage: Eukaryota; Metazoa; Arthropoda; Insecta; Lepidoptera; Pieridae.